Molecule: messenger RNA, 603 nt
Organism: Paramecium sonneborni
Lineage: Eukaryota; Ciliophora; Oligohymenophorea; Peniculida; Parameciidae
Source: the annotation of a GenBank genome assembly
AUGAUUAAUAUUACCUUUAUGUUCAUUACACUAACUUUGACUAUUGCAAAUUCAUAGGAUAUACCAGAUGUUAAAAUAUAUAUAGAAUCACUCUGCUCUGAUACAUUAAAAUCAAUGAAGAUGAUAUCUGAUCAAACAAUCGAAUCAUUAGAUUAAAUAGCCAAAGUUGAAUUUAUACCAUCUGGAAAAAAAAAUCCAAAAGGUCAUCAUGAGCCAAAUACUUACAUUACUAAUUGUUAGAAUAAUGAAAAAGAAUGUUAUGGAAAUAUGAUUUUAGCAUGCGGUCUCAAUUUAUAAAAAAAUUAAGUUGAGAGUACAAAGUUUGUGAGAUGCUUCUUCAAAGAAUAAUCUGGAGAAGAGUUUUUUGAUAAGGAAAUAGAUAAAUGUAUAGGGAGUGUAUAACAAAAACUAUAGGUUAAAGCUUGUGCAAAUGGACCUUAAGGAAUAGAGCUUUUAUAUAGAAAUAGAAUGAAAACUCCAGAUUUAAGCUUUGUUCCUUCUAUAGCGAUAAAUGGAUAGAUAGAUAAAUUAAAAGAAGAUUUUGGGAAAUUAAUUUGUUCUAAGAUGAAUUCAUCUGUUUGCAAAGGUUUAAAAUGGGAUUGA